GCGGGCCGGGAGCGCGUGUGCAGCCGCCAGCGCGGCGAGCGGAGGGGCCGGCGGAGGACGCGCCAAGAAAUCCUCGUUGCUCAGGAAGUGGUGCGGCGACCCCGCUGAGGGCCCCGACUCCCCAGGCUCCACUCAGGACCAUGAGAGCAGGCUUCCCUGGGGCCCCCCAAGGGGUGAGGAUGGCUGCCCGGCCCACGCCCCGCCGCCCCCCUCGGACCUCUGCCUCCUCCUAGCACCCAGGACGGAGGGGCCAUGCCUGGGGAGCAGCCCCGAGGAGCGCCACCCCCAACCAUGACGGGAGACCUGCAGCCCUGCCAAGUCGCCAGAGGCCUGGGGCGCCCCUCCCAGCCCCCCCACGAGGACCACGCCCCAGCCAACAGGGCCACCAAGGGCACGAGAGAGGCUGGCAGCGGGGCCCAAGCAGUGGAGUCCCCUGAAGCCCAGCCAAGGCAGACCAGGGAGGGGAAGCCUACGGCCUCACUCCUGAGAACCCAGGCCCUGAUCAGCCCCCCUGGGAAGGAGGGCAGCCCCCGGGCCCCGCCAGGGAGAAGCCAGGCACAGGGUCACACGCGGCUGGCAGGCAGGGCCGACAGCAGCGCCCAGCAGCUCUACGGUCUGAGUAUUGCCAGCUCAAGGGCCAAGCCCACCCCAGACGAGACCCCUGAGAGCCCGCAGCUCAAGGCCCCCGAGGCCCCAGAGGCAGAAGCCCCCCAGGGCCACGGGACUGGAGCUCACCUCAGGCCCAGCCUCCCACAGGUCGGGGCCCCUCCUACCCCUGAAGAGCUCAGUUUCCAAAGGUGCUUCCAGGAGACCCCCUCCAGCUUUACCUCUACCAACUAUACCUCACCAAAUGCCACCCCUGGGCCCCCACCCCUGAGGGCCCCCCAGAGCAGCGGGGCCAGCCCCUGCAGGCCAGCCUCCUAUCCAGAAUUCCAGGCCGACAGGACCAACUCCUGGCCUCCCGCUACUGAGAACAGCUUCCCAGGUGCUAAUUUCGGGGUCCCCCCCACUAAGCCAGAGCCCUUUCCUGAAGGCAGCAGACCCAGCAGCCCUGGUGUGGUCUCUUUCCAGUACCCCUUCCCGGCUCUGCCCAGGGCCGGCCCAAAGUCCUUCCCUGCAGACACGGCUGGACAGGAGUACGGCAACGGGGCGCUGGCGUUUGCCUUCCACCGGCCCCCAGGAGCGUGGCCGGAGGGCACCGUGGGUGCCAGCCCAGCCUACUCACUGCCCACCCGGCCCACUCACUGCUACCCAGGCCAGCCGGGCAGCCUCAACUCCCCCAGCGACCUCACCAGUGCCCUCUCUCCACCUGGUGCUGCUCACCCGGCCCCGAGCCCCUUCCCGGAUGGUUUGCACAAGAGCCUGACCAACACCCUUCCUGAAAGACCACCUUCAGCCCCUGAUAGGCUGGGGAGCCCAAACUCCCUACCCCAGAGGCACUUUGCAGGGCAGGUGUACAGAACCAGUGGGGUGGGCACCAGCCCAGGGCCUCUGGACACCGAGCUGGCCCCCCCAGGGCCCCCACCCACCAGACUGCCCCUGCUGUGGGACCCCACAGCAGCCCCUUACCCCAUACCUCCCCUGGGCCCUCCAGCGGCUGCCGCCAGGGCCACGUUCUUUGGUGACCAGACCAGCCCCAGCCAAAGGCUCUGCCUCCCGCCAAGUCCCCCCCUGCCUUGGCCCCAUGUGAUCCCACCCACCACACCAAGCCCCCAUCAAGUGGAAAUGCUGAGCCGGCUGCCUUUCCCCGUGGGAGUCCCUGAGUGGCCUGGAGGCAGCCAGGGAGCCCCGAGUGCUGCUGCCGGCAAGACACUCGCGCCUGGGGAGAAGCUGGCGGUCAUGAGAAGCAGCCCCAGCCAGCCGGGCAGCUCUCCUGGUCUGUUCUCCUACAACGGACUGAAGGACCCUGGAACCCAGCCCCUGUUCUUUGGGGUGGCCCAGCCCCAGGUUUCGCCCCGCGGGACCCCCAGCCUGCCCCCACCCAGGGCAAUGGGAGCAUCCCCCAGCGAGUCUCCACUGCCGUCACCCGCCACCAACACCGCGGGCAGCAGCACCUGCUCAUCCCUCUCGCCGCUGUCCAGCAGCCCAGCCAACCCCAGCUCCGAGGAGAGCCAGCUCCCCGGCCCACUCGGGCCUUCAGCCUUCUUCCACCCCCCGACUCAUCCCCAGGAGACCGGCAGCCCUUUCCCAUCCCCCGAACCCCCACACGCCCUCCCCACCCACUACCAGCCAGAGCCGGCCAAGGCCUUCCCUUUCCCUGCAGACAGGCUGGCGGCCGAGGGUGCCUUCAAGUGCCUGGAGGAGGCCCCGUUCCCCGGAGAGGGCCCAGAGGCGGGCAGGGGGCGGCUGUCGGGCUUCCCCCAGGAGCCUCCCCCAUACUCGGACCAGCACUUCUCCCUGAGCAGUGCCAGCCUGGACCAGCUGGACGUGCUGCUCACCUGCAAGCAGUGCGACCGCACCUACAGCAGCCUGGCGGCCUUCCUGGCACACCGGCAGUUCUGCAGCCUGCUCCUGGCCAGGGCCAAGGAUGGCCCCCCACAGCCCCCCAACCCCCCAGGGCUCCCUGCACCCACCACCACCCCCAUGGCACCCACUAACGUGCACCCAGGCAUGCUCAACCACACCAAGCCUGUCCCCUUCCUGUUAGCCGGGGACGUCCAGGCAGAGGGCAAAGACGACCCCCUGAGGACAAGUUUCCUGCCCGGCCUGGCUGCCACCCCCUUCCCGCUCCCUGCCUCAGACCUGGACAUGGAGGACGACGCCAAGCUGGACAGCCUCAUCACCGAGGCGCUCAACGGCAUGGAGUACCAGUCAGACAACCCGGAGAUCGACAGCAGCUUCAUUGACGUCUUCGCCGAUGAGGAGCCCUCCGGCCCCAGAGGCCCCAGCGCUGGGCAGCCCCUCAAGACCAGGGUGGGGGUGACUCCAGAAGACAAAGCCCAGCUCCCACCCCCAGCCGUGGCUGCCACACCAGAGCCCCAAGCCCCCUGCCCUGGGGACAGGGGCUACCCAGCCCAAAGCAGACCCAAAACCCGCUCCCUGGGUCUGGCACCAGCGGAGGCAGAUCCAACUAGCCUGGUCAGGCGGCAGAGGCGUGGGAAGCAGUUUAAAUUGUUCCGGAAAGAGCUGGACACAGCCAGUCCUGCCAAGGGGCCCAGCAGGGGCACCAGAGCUGCCUGCCUGAGGCCACGGAGGAAGGGCACCCGGGCACAGCGGCCCCCGCCCCGCCCCCGGGACCUCAGAGCUCAGGCUCCCAAGAGCCAAGCGGACCCUGAGAACCGGGCCCUGAGAGCCACCCCCCUCGCCAAGGAGACCAAGAGCUCCAGGCGCCCCCGACUGCCCCCCAGGAAGGACGGCAGGAAGAGGAGGGCUCAGGGUGGCACCUGGAGCAAAGAGCUCAUCCACAAAAUCGUGCAGCAGAAGAACCAGCUGUACAAACGGCAGGUGCAGCCUGGCCUCGGCCCACAUGGCUCCCUGGCAGCCGAAAGGCCCCUGCCCAGCGCCAAGGACACCAGAUUCCAGGAGUACGACUAUGCCUCUGAGUCCGAGGAGGACGAGCGUCCGCGGCAGCGGGGCCCUGGCUUCAGAGGCCGGCCCCGCCAUGGGUGCCGGCGGUGGUGCCGCAGCGAGAAGAGGAAGGAAGCAGACUUGACCCGGGGUCCCCGAGUGGAUGAGGGACAGCAGAAACCCAGGACAGUAGUGAGGCAGCAAACCAGGGAGCCACACAGGCCUGGCCCAGACCCCAGCAAGAGUCCGGAGGCCCACAGCCCUUCGCGAAGACCAGAGGCUAGAGUGACCCCCACGGAAAGAGUCCCCACACCUGCCAAUCACCCCACAGAGGCAUCCCAGCAUCCCCCAGAGGCUCCCACCAACACCAAGACCCCUGAGGAAAACCACCCGUUGCUGGACAUCCCCCAAGAGACCAAGAAGCCUGAAAUUGCUGAAGAGUCACCCCCCAACACCACAAAACUCAGACAGGGUUUGAGUCUUUCUCCAGCCCUGAGUGUGACAGAAAGCCCCAGGUUCCCAACUUCAGAGCAGCCACGGCCUGGCACAGAGGACUCUGGCAGACCCACAGUGCUCCCGGUGUCCUGCGACAGAGAGGAUCUCCCUGCCUCCCAGCCAGGAGAACUCCUGGCACCCGCUGCUCACAGCACCGAUGCUGCCUACCCUGAACCCAGCCUCCUGUUUCUGAAGAACUCUGAUCUCAGCUGUGACCCUGCAUGUUUUAGUGGAGACUCUGUGCAGGUUCCUCUUGACGAAAAAGGGUCCCAGUCCUAUAGCAGCUCCCCCAGCGAAUUGUUCCUUGGACCCAAAGUCCUGGCUGGCUGUUUCCCUGAGGACUUGCACUCCAAAUCCUCAGCCGUGGACACACUGCCAGCCAGCAGCUCCUACGUUUGCCAGGAUGGUGUGGAUGCCAGUGCCCUUGAGCCAAAACCACCUAAGAAUCCACCUUACCCAGCUGAAGCAGACCCAGGCAAAGCCGAAUCACCACUGACCUUGGAGUCCACGUCCCUCUUUUCAGGGCUGCCCGCGGACGGAUUCGAUCCGCCUCUCUACGACAGCCUGUCUGCUAACAGGGACACCCACGUGCCCUUGGCAUGUGCCAACCUUCCCCCGAAGAAACCCCCAUCAGAGCCACCGUACCCCUCGUUUCUGCUGCUGGAGGAAGCAUCCUCCAUGCUGCCCAGCCACUUUCCUGACCUCGCAGGGGGAAAGGCAUUCCGUGAGAAGGGUCCCCGCGAAGGGACAGCAGUCCCCAGCCCUCCCCCUGGCCCUGGAAAGGGAAGUGAAUGUAACGUCCCUUUUGUGAGCAAUCUGUCCGAGGACGAAUUAGAGAUCAAAAGGUUGGUCACUGAAUUAGAAAGUCAACUGCAAAGCAGCCAUAGCAGCCAUGGGGCCCCACGAGAGCCUGGAGGGACUGAGAGCGUGGGCAGGGUGCACAUGGGCACAGAACCAUCUUCCCCGCUGCCCGCCCCCCGGGCCACCCCUCCCCACGAGCAUGCGUUCUCAGCAGUCAACCUUACGGGUCUGGGGGAAUCAAGUCCACAUCAGGAAGGUGCAGGAGCAGCUAUGGCCACCACGGAAGGGACUCUGGGGAGCCCCCCUGGAGAGUGGCCCUGCCCAGCCUCACUCCACCCAGGAGAAGCAGCCCUGCCCCCCAGCACCCACGAAGACCUGGCUUCUGGGGCUCCUUUCAGCCACUUGGGGACCAGCCUCAGAGUCUCCAAGGCAGGAAGAGACUCUAGGGUCCCCCUAGGUGUCUGUUUCCCUGACCCUGGGAAGCCACCAGAGCCCCUGCGGGAUGCUGGGAGUUCAGCAAAGUGCAGCCCAAACUGUGAGCUUCUACUUCCUAGAAGUAAAGAGACUGCCGGAGCACAAGGAAGCCAGGACAGCCCGCUGUGGCCACCGCCCUAUGAACAGAGAGGAGGGCUUUCCCCAGAACCCCGCAAGGCAGAUGGGCCCUGCCAAGACUCCCCUGCACUGGAAGCCUUCGGCAACCCUGUGGGCCCCCUGGCACCUGGCUUGGUGCUUCAGGGUGAUGUGCCUCUGCCUCCGGCUGCCACACCACCUCCUGGUUUCAGCAACAGUGGUGCUGCCCAGGGAUGCUCUGUAGGUAGAGCAGGUGGGCCCAGGGGAGCUAGGCUCCCCCACCACAUGGUAGAGGGGCCUGGCUUUGAGUGUAAAGGGUUUUCACCAGGAGGAGCCUCCCCACUGACCGCCCUCCAGGGUGGGGAGGCAAGGUUUGUCCCCAUGCUGAGUCCUGCCUGCGUGCCCGACGCUGGCCCUGGCAGGAGGCUCCAGGACCCAGCCUCGAGCCCCUUAGAUCAACCCCAGCUCCUGGGGGCCAGAGCAACUGAGAGCAAAGAAGACACCCAAGACUUGCAGGGGCCACCACCUGCCAACACCCAAGGCCUGCAGCAAGGAGACCUCUCAGACCCAGAAAAGGAGAGUGUAGAUGGUGGGAAGGUGGCUGGCAGCCCUGGCCGGGGCUCCCAGGGAAGUACACAGGUGACAGCUGUCCCUGCAGUGGCCGGACGUCAGUUGGGGCCUGAGACAGAUGGACACAUGGGCUCGCCUGGCCAAACCGAGAAGCCCAAGGAUUACAGCAAAGCCAGUGGGCUCCGGCCAGAUACCUGGGGGAGCCCAGGGGGGCAAGACAACUUCACCUCAGUCAGCGCUGAUCCUGAGACUGCAGGGGCCAGGCCCGCUGAGGGUGAGCAUGAACUGGGGGAAGGCAGGGAGGCCCGGGGCCUUCAGAAUGAGGCACGGCCCACCCCAAACCCCACCUCCCCUGAUGGAGAAUCCUCGGAGCCAGCCUUGACAGCAGCCUCCUCCCAAAAUGGGCCCAAGGACCAGAGUCCACAGAAGGCGUCCAGCACAGGCCAUAACAUGCAGCUGCUGCUUGCUGGGGACCUGGCUGCCUGUGCCCCCUUACCCUCCUCUUCAGCCACCCCCAUUUUCUGCAGCCUCGAGCACUUGCCCCAGGAAGACCCUCCCAUCCCACCUUCCGGUGCCAGGGAUGCCAAAGGUGAGCGGAGGGGGCAACUGCCAGCUUCUCCAUCCUGCAAUGAUGCCUCCAGCCCCCAGCAUCUGCCAGUCUGCUCCCCUGCCUGGGAACCUCUGGAGGAGGCCAACUGUGUCCAAGCCCCCCCAGAUGCUGUGGUUUGGGGGCCUUCAGUGGCUGUCCUGGCUUGCCACCCUCUCCUGGGGGACAGCAGCCUGCUGGGAGAUCCUCCUGCAUGCCAGCCUCGCUUCGUCAAUGUCUUAACCUCCAUCUGUUGGGGGGAUGGCCCUAAAGAGAGCACGUUAAGAACUACAGAAGAUUCCAGAAAAGAGAGACCGAGGGGGUCUCCUGCCUGUGCUGCCCCUCCUCCCUCAGUGAGGGCCGUCUCCCCACAAGUGGCCGUCAAGACUGCUGGCCCAUCCAGCAUUCCUGCCAAAGAUGAGACAGAGGCGGUCAGAGGGUCUCGGGUACCAGACACCCCCUGCAGGGGAGCCCCACCCCACUCUAGCCCAGGCAGGAUGCCCAAGGGCCCCUCUUCAGACCCCCCAAGCAAAACUGCCAACCUUGACCACAGGGAAGGCCAGAAGGUCACAACAGUGCCCACUGACCCUACCACACUGGGGACAGCAGGGCCAGAGUCCCAUGCCUGCCUGGAAAGUGAGGCAGAGGCUGGCUGCAAAGGACUGGAGGACCCAGGGACACCUGAGGCCGGGCACUCUGGUAUCACAAAGGUGACCAGAGGUGGUUCCACAGGCUCAAUAGUCCCCUGCCCUUCUGCAGAGCUCCACUUGAGCAGAGCCACCUCUCCAAGCAGCACAGCAAGAGACUUCAGGUGCAACUCCCCCCAAAGCCACAAAAAUGUCCCCCAACAGACACCCAAGGGGGACCCCAUCAGUCCCCAAGAUCUCAAACAGAGGCCCUGUGGCUUUAAAAAGAAGCCUGUGUCCAUGGAGAAUGGCCACUGGAAGGGUCGUGCUCCGGGAGGGCCUCCUGUCACCUGUGAGGUCUGUGCAGCCUCCUUCCGCUCUGGGCCAGGACUCAGCCGGCACAAAGCCAGAAAGCAUCAACCGCACAGAAGGGCCACCUCCAAGCCGAGCCCACCAGUCCAGCCCCCAGAACCCACAGUCCAAACGUGCCAGCCCCCAGGGAAGAAAAGCCACAAGGGGCCUGGGAAGGAGAGACCCAGGCUAGCAGGCCCCAGCCGUGCCACUGGGCCCCCUCCCAUCCAGGGCUCUGCAGCUCCUGGAGACACCCUGGGUCCUGAGCCUUCAAAGGAGGGUCAGCAGGCGCUUGGCAUUCUCGGGACCCCAGACUCUCCACCCAACCAGCAACUGCAUCCCCCAGGCCUGAUGCAGCAAGGGGUAUGUGUGAAGCCCACAGGCUUAGAGCCCAGGAGACCAGACCAGGCAGAAGAGGAUACUCUCCAUCCCAAACAGGCAGAGAACAGAGAAGGUCAAAGGCAGAGCAGAGUGCCCACGACCUCCCCCAGCAACAGGAAAUCAAACAAGAAAGUGGCAAAGCUGGGAGUGAGAAGGUUCCGGGAACAGAGCACUCCCCAGGCCUCUCCUGAUGUGAUUUCAGACAGGCGCUGCUCAAAUCCAUCAACUGCAAUUGCCAAUUAUACGGCCCCUCCGAGCUGCUGCCUCCCAGCAGCGGGGGAGCGUGAGGCCAAUGUGGGGCAGCCCCCUGGCUCAGCCAUGCCGGGGCCCAGGGUGGUGGAGGAUGCCAUGGAGAUGUCGCCCAGAGGCUGGAUGAUCCGUCCAGGGAGGAUGGAGGGAGCAUCUCCUGGGGACAGGGCAUCAGGCAUUUGCAAAGAGCCAUCGCAGGCAGCCGGGAGCAAGCCCACAGAGGACAGCAGAGGAGCUGAGAGUGGGUCAGGGGAAGGCAUUUGGGAGGGGCACGAGCCCCGCUCGGGCCCCCCGGAUCCUCCUGAAACUCCCAGUUCUGAAGCAGGCAGCUGCCUCCAGGGGCCUGAAGGCACUGCUCCUGAAUCCCCCAGCCCGGGUUCCAGGGACCCUCUGGGCUUGUUUGAUGAUGAGACCUCCUUUUCCCAGCUCUUCCCUCUGAGCGGCCGCCUGACUCAGAAGAAGAACCUCCGCGUCUACGGGAAGCGCUGUCAAGAGCCAAAGCGACCGCCCCCCCAGCCAAGCAGGGGGGUUGGGGGUGGCCCCCCGCUGUGCCCCACCCGCCUGCCCACAGACCUCAGUGACUCUGGCUCCCUCUGCCUCUCCCACGAGGACCUGUGGGACGACGAGGCCACGGGACUGCCAGAGUCCUUCCUCCUGGAUGGGUUUCUCAACAGCAAGGUGCCGGGCAUUGACCCCUGGGCCCCCAGCCUGUGCCUGUGGACCCUGGAGCCCAACAGGGAAGCCGAUGGAACCGAGGAGGCAGUCUCCUGCUGCUCCGAGGACGAUCGGUCAGAGACCAUCCCUGAACUGCACAUGGUCCCGGCAGCUUGGCGAGGUCUGGAGCUGCGGGCACCUGCUGAUGAGACAUCCUCUUCUCUUGGAGACAUGAGCCCAGAGCCCCCCAACCUGGAGAGAGAACGGUAUGAUGGUGGGCUCUCUGGGAAUGCGGGUCUGCUGCCGCUUCAUGCUGUGGACUUUGAGCUGCUCAGCACCAAGUUUGAGGUGCAAGACUUGUGCUUUCUGGGACGCUGUGACGACCUCGUGGAUCUCUCCAGCAAGAGCUUCUCAGACUUCAAGGCCACGAUGAAUGCACAGGAGCCACAAAACAAAAGGACAGAGGAGGCAGCCAAGGCAAGAAGGGCCCAGGGCAGAGACCGGCCUGCUAAAGGCAGGCAGGCCCCCUAUAAGUGCAAGGUAUGUUUCCAGCGUUUCCACGGCCUGGGCGAGCUGGACCUGCACAAGCUGGCCCACAGCGCCUCGCCACCGCCCACCUGCCACCUGUGCGUGGAGCGCAGGUUCGGCUCGCGCGAGCUGCUCCGGGAGCACCUGCAGGAGAAGCACCUGCCAGGCAAGGCGGGGCCGUGGGCCUGCGGCAUGUGCCUGAAGGAGGUUGCCGACAUCUGGAUGUACAAUGAGCACCUGCGAGAGCACGCUGUCCAGUUUGCCCGCAAGGGGCAGGCACGGAGAUCCCUGGGGGACCUGCCCGGGGGCUUGGAGGGGGACAGCUCCGUCACGCACUUCCUCAACAGCAUAGUGGAGCAAGCCUCCAAACCCCACAGGGCCAAGCACUCAAGAGGCAGGGCCGGAGGGAGCCCCGAAGAGACACGGAAGCAAGAUAGGGGUUCCGGGAGAGAGACUGCCAGGGAGAGAGCCAAGCCCAGGGCGUGGGCCGAGUCCUCAAACCAGGAUGGCUCCUGGACGCCAGACAGCAUCCUGGCCGACUGCAGCAGCCUGUCCCCCUGCGAGAACCCCACUCCAACCAGUGGCUCUGCCACCCUCCCGGGCUCCACCAAGACAUCCCCCAGCCUGUCCCCAGACCGCUGGUGUAGCAGCGAGCCCGUCCUCCAAGCCAUCCCGGUGCAUGAGGACUGCAAGGACCCCUCCCGCGACUGCCACCAUUGCGGGAAGCAGUUCCCCAAGCCCUUCAAGCUGCAGCGCCACCUGUCGGUGCACAGCCCGCAGCGCGUCUACCUGUGCCCCCACUGCCCCGGGGUCUACCCGGAGCCCCACGAGCUGCGCGCACACCUGAGCAGAGUGCACCGGGUGCAGGAGGAGCGGGAGCUGCCGCACACCCCGCUGUACACCUGCGAGCUCUGCGCCAACGUCAUGCGUGUCAUCAGGAGGUCCUUCAUAUGCAGCACCUGCAACUACACCUUCGCCAAGAAGGAGCAAUUCGACCGGCACAUGGACAAACACCUGAGGAGGGGGCAGCAGCCCUUCCCCUUCCGUGGCGUGCGCAGGCCCGGAGCCCCCCGGCAGAAGGCCCCGGCCCUUGAGGGCGUGCUGCCCCGCAAACGGCGCAGGGUGGCCAUGCCCAGCAGCCCCGCCCUGGGCCAGGGGUCCCUCCCAGCCCUGCUCCAGCUCUGCCUGGAGGUGGCUCCCAGCACCUCCCAGGGAUGGCCUGAGACCCAGGAGAAGCCCGUGGAGCCAGUGGACCACCCAGCCAGGGAGGCCAAUCCACCGGCUGACCACCAGGAGCUCCCUCCACUGUCUCUGUCUUCUUUCCCAGCUGCUUUGGCUGAUGGCGAAGGCGGCCACCAGCCAGAUGGAGCCUUGGAGAGGCCUGAAGUCACAGCCUCCCCAGGCAGCCCUGAGCCUCUUCUCCAACAAGCUCUCCCUUCGCGGGCGUCCCUGGCCCAGUCAGGCACCAGGGGCCAAGAUGCAGAGGGAAAGAGGGCUCCUCACCUGUUCUCAGGGAAACACAGGACCCCAAGCGCCCAUGGCAAAUGUGCGCCUGACCAUUCCCCGGAAGGCUCCUCCCUGCUCGUGUCCACAUGUCACGUGCUGUCUGAGGGAGGCACAAGGGGCCCCUCCCACAAGGGCCAUGCCACCAAGCCCGGGGGCUGCCGGAGUUCAUGGAAGGACAGGUCAGCUGAAUCCACCCCCAACAAAGUGCCCAAGUUCCCAGUGCACCCGAGGAAGUCUGUGGGGAGCCCGGCACCCAGAAAGCCACCCCAUGGCACUGAGGACAGGAUGAAGCCCACCACCCCCAAAGCCACACCAGGCCCCAGCUCCCAGGGUAGUGGGGGCUCACGCACCAGUGUCAAGAUGGGUGGAGGCAGCCAGCCCCAGCCAGCCAGCGGGCAGCUGCAGAGUGAAAUGGCCACCACCCUGGCCAAGCCCAGCUGCCCCAGACGGAGCCCUGCAGCAGACAAGCCCCCCCCUCAAGCCCAGGCCAGGGUCUGCACCAAGGAGUUCCAAGGGAGCCCAGGUCCCAGGGAAAAGGGACAGACCAGUGAGAAGAGGAGAAGGGGCCAGGCCUUGGGCCCAGCCAGGAGUGAGGUUGUGGGGAGCUUGGGGAAUGCCCCCUUGGCCCCUGAGAAACCCCCCCGGACCCCUCGGAAGCAGGCGACCCCCAGCCGCCUGCUACCUGCCAAGCCCAGACCCAGCAGCUACAGCAGCAAGACCAGGCUGCAGCCCUCAGAGCAGCGGAAGGGGGAGACCAACCACACACACAGGAAGGAGGGGCUGGGCAAGGCCUUCCCCUUGGCGAGACCCCUGCUCAGGCCCCCUAAGAGGGGCAGCGCUGUCCGUGGUGCUGAGCCUGCCGACCCCCGCGACUACCGGACCGCCGAGUCCCAGAGUGACGUCCUCAGCCAGCUCUUCGGGCAGAGACUAACUAGCUUCAAGAUCCCUUUGAAGAAAGACGCUGCUGAGUAAUUUAUACAAGCAAGUGCCUGUGAGCGGAGCCAGUUCAAAUCCAGCCAGUGGGGGCUCCCGUUCUCUGAGAUGGCUCACUGUGUGGCCAUCCACCUGCUUUAGUUCCCCUGACUUAUCAUGCACGUGCUCAGACUUUGGUGUCAGAGCCGAGACUGUGGCACUCUGAGCAGGGCCUGGGGUGGACAGUACUCUCUUUCUUGCUGGAAAACUGCACAUGAGGGUCAGGCCAGCUGCAGCCCCUCUGAGACCACCCAGCUGUUUUCUCAGUACCAAGUACUUGAAGAGAGAACAGCUCACCCCUGCCCCAGCCCCGUGUGCCCUGUUGGCAUGGUGCCAUACACUGCAGAGCCCAACAACUGAAGAUUUGCACAGACCCCCCCCUCCCAUCUAGCAGGGAAGUAAGUUGAGGCAGCCGAUCAGACGGCGACAGUUUCCCUCCUUAGUCUUGUUGCUGCUGUUGCUGGAAUUCCAAAGUGACCUUAGAAAUCACGGGGGUAGGGCAGGGCUCUCCACUCAGAAGAGCCAUUUCUGAGCCGCCUGGUCCCAAGAGCACAAUGGGCCUUCUCCCUCUGACCACAGGGUCGUGCCCACGCUGUCCACGCUGCCCGUGGACAUGCCCAUCUCUAGCACACCUUGACCCCCCGGGACCAGGUUCCCAUAUGGAACAUGGAGAAAACUGCUCAUCUGCCGGCCCUCACCCGCUCUCCCUCCCCAGAACCCCAGCCCCACCCCCCCAGCCUCUACGAUCACCACCCCGGGGCCUUCCUCCCAGCUCCAAGUAUCAGCAAUUUUACUCUGAAGUUUCUGGUGCUAUCUCCACAUUGUAAUGUGAAUGCAAGCUUCCUUGAUUUUUUUUUUUUAACGGGGGCAUUGGAUGAGGAGACGGUGUCAGGCUUGCUGCAUCAAGGUCACAGGAUCCAGCAUCGAAGGGAGCCUCUCACCAGCCUCCCCUGCCAGCUCCAGCCUGAGGUCCAGACAGGGACACUCCGGGCCGGGGCCAGUGCUCAAGUUUGCAGACUCACGUCUCGCAGAGAGACAGGAGGGUGGGCGAGGUUUCGUUCUCUCCAUAGGUAUUGCAAGAGUCAUAGUUCAUUUUGUUCCGUUUUAUAGUUUUUACCUUGGGUGCAAUGUGUAUGUUUAAAGUUUUUAUUUUGCUGUUUCCAAAGAGACCAAAUCGGGCCCAAAUCGCCUGUCUAGAAGGCGCUGUGGGCCAUUCGGAAUGCCUCUGCCGUGUGCACAGUAUAUCGCAGGGACCCUGAGGCUGUACUGUAAAAGUCAUAGCUAACUCAUCUUUCCAAAUAUAUUCCCACUAUUUUCGCAGAAAA
Cynocephalus volans (Philippine flying lemur) is the source of this 13121-nucleotide messenger RNA. RefSeq names its product zinc finger protein 469 (gene ZNF469). The record is from RefSeq and is a predicted model, not a curated record. The transcript has 3 exons. The coding region runs from base 253 to 11796 and encodes 3847 amino acids. NCBI's taxonomy places the organism in Eukaryota, Metazoa, Chordata, Mammalia, Dermoptera, Cynocephalidae.